AUGGCCUUCCCCUCUUCUUCUUCCUUCCACAGCUGCCAUGGCACCUCCACCUCCACCUCCGCUACUUCCUCUUAUUUUCCAUCCUCACAGACCACCUCCCACCGACACCGACACCGACACCGACACCGCCACCACCACCAUACCACGAAAACCCACCUCCUCUCUUCUUCCAUUUCCGCCUCCAAACCACUACAACCAUUCUUACUCUCACUUUCACUACCAAACCCACCUCUCCACUUCACCUCCCUCAGAAAAACUUCAAAUCACUCCUUCAUCACCGUCAAAACCAGGGUAUCCGAUGCAGACAACCAAUUGGAUACUCGUUCUUCGCCAUCAUCUGAAAUCGAUUGUGUUGGAACUGGGACUGAUGUCGAGUGCGUUGUUCCCUCGGAUGGAAAGGGCGAUUACGGAGUUACUGAAUCAGAAACGGUUUCGUUGAUUAACGUAGUAAUGGAAUGGACGUUGUUGGUUUCCCCUUUUUUCUUCUGGGGUACGGCUAUGGUGGCUAUGAAGGAAGUUUUGCCCAAAACGGGACCCCUUUUCGUGUCGUCUUUUCGAUUGAUUCCUUCUGGAUUACUAUUGGUUGCUUUUGCUGCUUCUCGUGGCAGGAAGAUUCCAUCUGGGCUCAAUGCUUGGUUAUCUAUUGCUCUAUUUGCUGUUGUUGAUGCUACUUGUUUUCAGGGGUUUUUAGCCAAAGGAUUGGAAAAGACAGCGGCUGGUCUUGGCAGUGUUAUAAUUGAUUCACAACCUUUGACAGUUGCUGUUCUUGCUUCCUUGAUAUAUGGUGAAUCAAUUGGUUUAGUUGGAAUUGCAGGCCUUGUUCUUGGUGUUGUAGGCCUUCUGCUUCUUGAGCUACCUGCUAUUUCAUUUGAUGAGAAUAAUUUUUCGUUAUGGGGAAGUGGGGAAUGGUGGAUGCUUCUAGCUGCUCAAAGUAUGGCGGUUGGUACAGUUAUGGUCCGAUGGGUUUCCAAAUAUUCAGAUCCUAUUAUGGCUACUGGAUGGCACAUGGUUCUUGGUGGGAUUCCAUUGGCAGCGUUGUCAAUUCUUGCCCAUGAUCCUGCUGUUAAUGGAGGAUUGAAUGAGCUCACGACAAAUGACCUUUUCGCCCUUCUGUAUACAUCCGUGUUUGGCAGCGCCAUCAGCUAUGGUUUAUACUUCUUCAAUGCUACAAGAGGUAGCUUGACAAAGCUUAGCUCUCUUACCUUUCUAACUCCAAUGUUUGCUUCGGUUUUUGGUUUCCUAUAUCUAGGUGAGACCUUCUCGCCGAUUCAACUAACUGGAGCCAUUGUUACUGUGGCCGCCAUAUACAUGGUCAACUACAAGAAUGCAGUCGAAUGAAUGGAAAUAUUGUCUUCAAGAUUGGCUCUUUAACAUCGAUACAGCUCUCAAGUUUGCCUGCAUACUCAUAUCUUGAAGAAACGUCGACUAAAACCACGUUGAGUACAGAUUCCAACAGGUAUAUAACGAUUCUUUCCAGAAAAUAUUGCGUAAAAGAUUGGAUUUUUCAGUGGAACUUUUAUGUUAUCAUUAAAACAUAUUGAAAUACAGUUGUAGAUAGAUAUAAAUUUCAAUCUUGCCAGCCUGAUACACAUAUUGAAAAACAAGAAUCCAUUCCAAUUCCUGUUAAAUUCUACUCCAAUUCCUUCUGAUUUCAAUUCAUUAGACUCUAUUCCAUUAUGCAAA
Cynara cardunculus var. scolymus (artichoke) is the source of this 1683-nucleotide messenger RNA. RefSeq names its product WAT1-related protein At3g02690, chloroplastic. Lineage: Eukaryota; Viridiplantae; Streptophyta; Magnoliopsida; Asterales; Asteraceae. Bases 1 to 1338 code for a protein of 445 amino acids. Gene Ontology annotation, cellular component: chloroplast; membrane. The record is from RefSeq and is a predicted model, not a curated record. The transcript has 7 exons.